Molecule: messenger RNA, 2333 nt
Organism: Spodoptera frugiperda (fall armyworm)
Lineage: Eukaryota; Metazoa; Arthropoda; Insecta; Lepidoptera; Noctuidae
Exons: 2
Coding region: 1010-2302 (430 amino acids)
Source: RefSeq, a predicted model, not a curated record
GCUUUAGUCUUUUUUAGUGACUCGAAUCUUGAACUUCUUUUUAAUGGCUUAAUUGUAGACUAUUAUAAAUACACUAGUUUUAUAAUUUCUGUUUGUGAGAAUAUAAUAACACUAAAAAAAUAAAUACUAGCCACAGGUACAGCUUUAGUCUUUUUAACUGACAGCUGUCAGCACAGUUCUUUAGCAGAUUCAUUUAGUGAAAGCUAGCAGUGAAACUAAAUUAAAAUCAAUAAGUAUGUGGAAAAAAAGGAAAAGAUCUGGUGCAAUGAAAAGGAAAAUUGAAAGGGAAUAUUUAAAUAUUUGUAAUUUCCAACCAAGCAACAGCGACAGCGGUGAAUCAUUACUUAUUGACGAAGGAAAAGAUGUAUUCACGAGUCAGACAACCUUCAGUCAAGUGUCAGUUCCAUCAACGUCCAACGAGGGUUCCGUAACAAAAACUAUAAAUAUUUCUACAGAUAAUCACUAAAGUUGUGUGGAAAGCGUGAAUUCAGUUCAAGUUUCGGAAAUUUCAAAUGAUGUUUCUUCAUGCAGCAUCAGCAGCACAAGUAAUUCGAAUGAUGAGGACGACGAAUUUAGUAAAAAUCUUUUAUUUCGUCAGCAAAUAAAAGAAUGGGCUAUAGAAAAAAAUAUAUCUCAAGCAGCUCUGAAUGAACUCAGUAAAAUUGUAAAUAACAGAUUUCCGGGAUUAUUACCAAACGACGCUAGAACAAUUUUAGGCACCGUCAGACAAAUAAAUAUCAAAACAGUGGGAACAGGCGAAUACUGGCAUAACGGUCUUACUGUGCCUCUGAAAAAUUUGCUGGAACAUUGGACAAAUUUCCCAACUGAAGUUACUUUAAAUUUCAAUUUCGAUGGCCUUCCCAUAUUCAAAAGCUCCAAUAAAGAGUUUUGGCCGAUUUUGUGCAGUGUAUUUGAAAGACCUGAUGUUGAGCCUAUUGUGAUUGGUAUCUAUUUCGGUAUUGGAAAACCAAAUCCAAUUGAACAAUAUUUAGAGGAUUUCGUAAACGAGAUGGAAUAUCUAAUAAAAAAUGGACUAUAUAUUGGACAAGCAAAAAAUAAAGUGUCUAUUAGAUUAAGAUGUUUUAUAUGUGACUCUCCAGCGCGAGCGUACAUUAAAGGUGUAUGCAACUUUAACGCCAAGCACGGCUGUUUAAAAUGCGUUACUGUUGGAGAAUAUUCGCAUACAUCUCACACAGUGACCUUUCCUGAUUCUAAUUGCCGCCCUAGAACUGAUCAAGAGUUUCGUGCAAAAAAGUAUGGACCUCACCACAAAAAAGACUCUCCUCUGCUGCGACUAUCUGUAGAUAUGAUAGAAGACUUUCCAGUGGCAGAUUCUCUACACCUUGUGGACUUAGGAAUAACAAAGCGACUAUUAGUGGGUUGGCGCAACGGUAACUUUGGGAAGUACGUAACCAAAUGGAGUGCCAAAGAUGCCGAAACUGUUUCCAAUUUUCUAACGAAACGCAAAUUGCCAUCUGAAAUUCAUAGGUCGGUGAGAGGACUAGACUGCAUUUCUCAUUGGAAAGCAUCGGAAUAUAGAUCUUUCUUGCUUUAUUUGAGUAUCAUAAUACUUCCAGAUGUAUUACCAAAUGACGCACUAACUCAUUUUCUGGCAUUUUUUUGCGGAAUUACAAUAUGUUCGAGUGAGAACUACAGUAAUUUUCUUCCGUUGGCAAAAGAGCUUCUUCAGUGUGUUUUUGUGGACCAUUUUAAAGACUUUUACGGCGAGGAUUAUAUGACUAGCAACGUUCACAACGUAGUACACAUCACGGAUGAGGUGCAACGAUUUGGCCCACUUCCUACAUUUAGCGCGUACCCUUUUGAGAACAAGCUUUUUUCAAUUAAAAGGAUGCUGAGACAGGGUAACAAUCCUCUUGCUCAGGUGGCGAAAAGAUGUAGUGAAGUUUCAAAAAUAACAAAGAACAGAGAAAAUCAACAACUUGAAAAUCGUGAACCUUUUGUAACCACGAAUAGCAGGAACCUAACUGUACUGCAUCUCAAAGAAUAUAUAAUUUCAACAAAAUCUAAAGAUAAAUAUUUUUUAUGUAAUAGUAACGACGUUUUGGAGGUAAAAAAAAUAAGUGUUGUUAGCAGUGAAAUAAAAAUAUAUUGUUAUAAAAUUUGGGAUUUGGUAGAAGUUUUCGAAAAACCAGUGAAAUCAUCGUACUUGAAUAUAUUCAAAGCUAAAUUACCUGCUAGGCGGACAGACACUAUUGUUGGUCCCCAAGACAUAAAAAUGAAAUUGGUGUGUACUGAACACAAUAAUCACUUAUACUUCGUACCUCUUUUGCAUACAGUAUAAAAAUAAAAAAUAAAAUUUGUAAUCAACAUAA